Argiope bruennichi is the source of this 654-nucleotide messenger RNA. Its product is annotated as centrosomal protein 20-like. Gene Ontology annotation, molecular function: protein binding. Gene Ontology annotation, biological process: cilium assembly; microtubule anchoring. NCBI's taxonomy places the organism in Eukaryota, Metazoa, Arthropoda, Arachnida, Araneae, Araneidae. The coding region runs from base 102 to 500 and encodes 132 amino acids. Gene Ontology annotation, cellular component: motile cilium; ciliary basal body; centrosome. The record is from RefSeq and is a predicted model, not a curated record. The transcript has 4 exons.
GAUGACAUGUACAAAUCUUCUCAUUAAUAAGAUUAGCUCAUUUUUAGCGAUUAUUCUUCACAAUACAAUCUUAAUCGGCCUUUUUAAAAAAACCAGUUGCCAUGGCGACCGCUCGAGAUUUGAAAGAUGUUUUAAAAGAAUCUCUUGCAAAAUCUGGAGUUUUAUCAGAAAUCCGUGCUCGUAUCCGAGCAGAAGUAUUUAACAUCCUUCAAGAUGAAACAGAACCUCCUCCACCAAUAUCAAAUGAAAAUGUUUUCAUCAAUGAACUGAUAAGAGAAUAUCUUAUCUAUAAUGGAUAUUUAUUUACAGAAUCAGUAUUGCUAGCAGAAUCAGGCCAUCCUCAGUUUCGAUUAGAAAGAGAACUUCUAAAAGAAAGAUUAAGAGUAAAGCCAGUUGAAGAAGCUGAUGACUUGCCUUUACUUUAUAGCUUAGUUUCCUACUUCUCAAAGGAAAACAAACCUUCUACAUCAGCAGAUGCUCCAACAGAACAGAAAUCUUGAUCAAAAAUAAAGUGAUAUUGUAUUUGAUAUUGUUGGUUUAUAAAGUGUAUACCUACAUUUAUAUGAAAUGAUUAUUAUUUAUAUCAUUAUUUAAGUAAAUUAUAACUGCAUAAAUAAGCUACUGUAAAUGAAUUAUAACCUUCUAUUUUUAUAA